Molecule: messenger RNA, 6101 nt
Organism: Scaptodrosophila lebanonensis
Lineage: Eukaryota; Metazoa; Arthropoda; Insecta; Diptera; Drosophilidae
Product: inositol hexakisphosphate and diphosphoinositol-pentakisphosphate kinase
Exons: 14
Coding region: 218-5959 (1913 amino acids)
Biological process (GO): inositol phosphate biosynthetic process; inositol metabolic process
Cellular component (GO): cytosol
Molecular function (GO): diphosphoinositol pentakisphosphate kinase activity; inositol hexakisphosphate kinase activity; 5-diphosphoinositol pentakisphosphate 1-kinase activity
Source: RefSeq, a predicted model, not a curated record
GUGCUAAGUAAUAGUAUAUAAUUUUGCAAUUGCAAUUAAAACGUAACGUGCAACAAAAACAUUUCAUUUUAAAGCACACAUUUCAUUUACAUACACAUGUACAUAUGUACGUGCUUAAAGAAUAGCUAACUAGAAUCAGUUGCGAGCGAAAUAUUAAAAGUCAAUCAGUGAGUUCCAGCCAUUGUCAUUGUUGUGAUUGUUGCUGUUAUUGGUUGACAUGGAGUGGACCUGGUUUAAGGACUGGUGGCGCCUCAAAAAGUUGCGCGUGCGCCAUCAGCGUCACAAAAUGAAAUUGGAAGCAGCAGCCGCUGCUGCCAUUGCCACGGCCAGCGCUGCGCCGGGCAUUGAGACGGCAACGGCUGCUGAGGAAGCAGGCAACGGGCAGGAGGGCACAACGCUGGGCACAGCUCGACGGAAUAGCCUUACUGCCAACACCAGUCGCCGUGCCCGACGUGCCGGCCAAAAGCGUCGCAGACUGAAGCAGAGGCAGCGACGCAGCCAGAGUGCCGGCAAUCUGGAAAGCCGGGACGAUGAUAGCAGCGACCAUGGCGAGUACGGACCCUUCAAUGUCAGCGACUAUGAAGACUAUGGCAUCGUUGAUGCCGCCAAUUGUGAUGACAGCGAUGACUUCUGUUUCUGUGAUGAGUGCUUGAAUGGCGACACCGAUUUCGGUGACAGCAAUGACGGCAUGGACUCGGACACGAGCAACUCGUCGAGCAACAGCAAGCAGGUUGUUGUUGGGAUCUGCGCGAUGGCCAAGAAGACACAAUCGAAGCCAAUGAAGGAGAUCCUAACACGUCUGGGUGAAUUCGAGUUCAUCAAGCUGGUCACAUUUGAGGAGCAUGUGAUAUUGCGGGAGCCGGUUCAAAAUUGGCCCACCUGCGAUUGUCUGGUCUCCUUUCACUCGAAAGGCUUCCCGCUGGAGAAGGCCAUUGAGUAUGCGCAGCUGCGUAACCCAUUUGUGCUCAAUAAUCUGCACAUGCAGUACGAUAUACAGGAUCGUCGACGCGUCUACGCCAUAUUGGAGAAGGAGGGCAUUGAAAUACCGCGCUAUGCGGUUCUCGAUCGCGACUCACCGGACCCGAAACAUCAUGAGCUUAUCGAGUCCGAGGAUCAUGUGGAGGUCAAUGGCAUAACAUUUAACAAGCCGUUUGUGGAGAAACCGGUCUCAGCGGAGGAUCACAACAUUUACAUCUAUUAUCCGACAUCGGCAGGCGGCGGUAGUCAGCGUCUAUUCCGAAAGAUUGGCAGUCGUAGCAGUGUCUACUCCCCAGAGUCACGUGUACGCAAGACCGGCUCCUUCAUCUAUGAGGACUUUAUGCCCACCGAUGUCUACUUUUCAGGUACCGAUGUCAAAGUCUAUACCGUGGGGCCCGAUUAUGCGCACGCCGAAGCACGCAAGAGUCCGGCCCUGGAUGGCAAAGUGGAGCGGGACAGCGAGGGCAAGGAAAUACGAUAUCCGGUCAUACUCAAUCACUCCGAGAAGCUUAUAUCGCGUAAGGUGUGUCUGGCCUUUAAGCAGACCGUCUGCGGCUUCGAUCUGCUGCGCGCCAAUGGCAAGAGCUAUGUGUGCGAUGUGAAUGGCUUUAGCUUCGUGAAGAACUCAAAUAAGUAUUACGAUGACUGCGCCAAGAUAUUGGGAAACAUGAUAUUACGCGAGCUGACGCCCACACUGCACAUACCCUGGUCCGUGCCCUUCCAACUGGACGACCCUCCAAUUGUGCCGACAACAUUCGGCAAGAUGAUGGAACUACGCUGCGUAGUGGCCGUCAUAAGGCAUGGGGAUCGAACGCCCAAGCAGAAGAUGAAGGUGGAGGUGCGACAUCCCAAAUUCUUCGAGAUCUUCGAGAAGUACGAUGGCUAUAAGCUGGGCCACGUCAAACUGAAGCGACCCAAGCAACUACAAGAAAUUCUGGAUAUAGCACGGUUCCUACUUUCCGAAAUACACACCAAGACACAUGUGGAAAUUGAGGAGAAGGAGAGCAAGCUGGAGCAGCUAAAGAAUGUGCUGGAGAUGUAUGGUCACUUCUCGGGCAUUAAUCGGAAGGUGCAGAUGAAAUAUCAACCGAAGGGUCGGCCACGUGGCUCCAGUUCGGAUGACGCCGACACGCCCGCAGAACCUUCGUUGGUGCUUAUUCUUAAAUGGGGCGGUGAGCUAACGCCCGCCGGACGCAUACAGGCCGAGGAGCUGGGUCGCAUCUUCCGCUGCAUGUAUCCAGGGGGCCAAGGCCGCUCAGACUACUCCGGCACUCAGGGUCUGGGUCUACUGCGUCUGCACUCAACUUUCCGGCAUGAUUUGAAAAUCUAUGCCUCGGAUGAGGGUCGCGUCCAAAUGACUGCGGCCGCCUUUGCCAAAGGUCUCCUGGCACUGGAGGGUGAGCUUACGCCCAUAUUGGUGCAGAUGGUGAAGAGCGCCAACACAAAUGGGCUGCUGGACAACGACUGCGACUCUAGCAAGUAUCAGAAUCUUGCCAAAGGACGCUUGCAUGAGCUGAUGCAGAACGAUCGCGAGUUCACGAGCCAGGAUCGUGAAUUGAUCAAUCCGUGCAACAGCAAGUCCAUUAAUCAGGCGCUUGACUUUGUCAAGAAUCCGGUGGACUGUUGCCAUCAUGUGCUUCUGCUCAUACGGGAACUGUUGCACAUAAUCAGCAUUAAAAAGGACGAUCCCAAGACCAAAGAUGCUAUUUUAUAUCAUGGCGAGACAUGGGACUUAAUGCGUUGCCGCUGGGAAAAAAUUGAGAAAGACUUUAGCACGAAGUCCAAACUAUUCGACAUAUCCAAAAUACCUGAUAUAUAUGACUGCAUCAAGUACGAUCUUCAACACAACCAGCACACGCUGCAGUACGAUCAAGCGGAAGAGUUGUACAUAUAUGCGAAGAAUUUAGCGGACAUCGUUAUACCCCAAGAGUAUGGCCUAACACCGCAGGAGAAACUUGCGAUUGGCCAAGGCAUCUGUUCGCCGUUGUUGCGUAAGAUUAAGGGGGACCUGCAACGGAAUAUUGAUGAGGUCGAGGAUGAGUUUAUGAACCGCCUAAAUCCGCAUUACAGCCAUGGUGUGGCGAGUCCGCAACGUCAUGUUCGGACUCGGCUCUACUUCACCAGUGAGUCGCAUGUCCACUCCCUGCUUACGGUGCUCCGCUACGGUGGACUGCUGAACGUCGUCACGGACGAGCAGUGGAGACGCGCCAUGGACUACAUCUCGAUGGUGUCCGAGUUGAAUUAUAUGUCACAGAUCGUCAUUAUGUUAUACGAGGACCCAACCAAGGAUCCCACCUCGGAGGAGCGUUUCCACGUCGAACUGCACUUCAGUCCGGGCGUCAACUGCUGUGUGCAAAAGAAUCUACCCCCGGGUCCGGGUUUCCGGCCACACUCACACAGCGACAACACUUGCAAUGUGAGUGUUCAGUCAUCCGAAGAGUCGAAUCCAUCGCGCAUUGAAGAGGAGAUCGAUAUCGCUGAGGAUACUCAGAGCAAGAAGCGGUGCUCUUUAAUUUCAAAUCCCCGUAAUUCCGAGCGCAUCUCAGGCAUAAGCACGGAACGUGGCUAUUCCUCGUUCACCUUUAAUCGCCUGAGCUCAAAGCAACUGAAGUCCAAGCCCAUACCCAUUGGCGCCCAUCACACCGUCAGCGGGCACGAGGCAAUGGAUCUGGCAAAACGCCUCAAUGAAGAGCUUGCCUCACAACAACAAUUGCACCAUCAGCAGCAGCACCACACGGCCCUGGACAUUCGACCUAUCAGUCCAGACAUACGCGCCGUUAGUCCCGACUGCGAGCCACGUUCGCGCAGCUUCGAGCAGCGACCGACUACCACCUGCGGCCAGGAUCAGGAUAGCACAGUCUCAGCCUCGGUCUCCUCGGCCAACUCAUCGACAUCAUCGCGCCGCCAAAGACACAGUAUUGCCGGCCAGAUGUCCUAUAUGAAAAUGUUGGGUUUCGGUGGUUUUAGCAAAAAGAUGGCCACCAGCGCGAAUAGCCUUUUCAGCACGGCGGUCAUUAGCGGCAGCUCGUCGGCGCCGAAUCUACGCGACAUGAUACCGGUAUCAUCGUCCGGAUUCGGGGAUGUGCCGCCCAUACGCCCACUGGAAACGCUACACAAUGCGCUGUCGUUACGCAAGCUGGACAGCUUCCUGCAGGACAUGAUCUUUGCGCAAAUCUUUAAGACACCCACAGGCUCACCGCCGCGUGUUGUCGAGCUGCCCAUUAGCACCGUGUCCUCGAUGACGCUGAAUCAACGGGAAGAGGGCACUGUGCCAUCGAUUCUGCAUCGCGGUCCGAGCAUCCUCACGUGCGAAUCCUGCGAUCGUGGCGGCAGCGAGGCGGGCUCCAACGUUGACAACGUUUUGCGACGAACCGUCGGCAGCAUACGGCCCGAGUCCGCCGUCGAGAAUCUGGAGAGCAAUUACGAUUUAACGAAAAUGGCGAUGGCGAAGAAACUGCUGUGGCAGCAACAACAGCAGCAAGACAGCCUGCAGUCGGAGGAGAUGGCUCAAGAGCCGCUGGCUAAGAUGCCAGCAUUGAGCGGCGUGUGUUCGGGCCUUAUGCCCAUCGUGGAUAUCCAUACGGUUGACGUCGACGUGGAGGCGGACCUUGAGGCGACCGCAGAGGCUGAACUGGGGGCCUAUGCGCCCAUGAACCAGGAUACGUUAGACGGCGGCGUCUUUCUCAGCGUUUGUGCGGGCAGUGCGAGCAGCGAUCGCGAUGAGAAGAGCAGUGCUUGUCUUACGCCGGUCAGCUUCGGCAUGGAUCUGAGCAUGGUGGCCAACAAGGGCUCCAUGACGCUAUCCGUAGAUGGCUUCGAUGACGAUGAAGAGGCCACACUCUCGGCCGGCACUACACCAUCGCUGCCCAUGGAUGAGCCCCAGCUGGAAACUUGCUAUUGUUGUCCCUCGCACGCCGGCCACAUGGAACCCCCCGACGUGGAAGUGGAUGAUCCAAAAUUCAAUUUCGCGCUUACCAUGCCCCUAGCCGUACCCGAUACGCGUGUCACGCAUGCCUCCCCCGAACGUGUUGCCGUCCACGCUGGUGCAGAGGCAGUCGAUGACGAUGGUGGCACAUUUAACAAGAGUAAUGUACGUCGGGCUCACGAUCCCAUUUCGCCGCGUAUUCAGAAGCAGAUAAGUCUAUUUGAGAGUGGCGGCUUUGAGUGCGCAGGCUCAAGUUCCGGUCUGAAGGACAAUAGUGCUCUGCACGCGUCGAUUAACCUUCCAGCGGCGGGCAGCUCUCAGCUACUACGACAGGAUGCCCGCUUGCGAAAAUUCGAGAAUCUCACGCAGUCCACAUCGAACUCGAACUUUCCCUUUGAGAGCAAUACGCUGAAGCGUGCUCCAAUGCCGGCCAAGGACUAUGCGGAUGUCUCGCACACGCAGUCCUGCAUUAAUCUGAAAAGCAACGCUUUUGCAUGUUGCAGUGGCGCUGCCGUUGCCGCCGGUGGUGGGGGUGGCGGUGGCGGUGGUUGCGUUGGUAGCCAGGCUGGCCACGGACCUGAGAGCGUCAGUGGCGUGACUACCGCCUCUGUCUCAUCAUACAGCUCGCCCAGGCAUCAAGCAGUGGCCGCACAUGCCGCCGGUGUCACCGCCGCAACGCACUAUAGAUUGUGCAAUGCACUAUCGGCUUGCUCCUCUCUGGAUGCCACUCCCCAUCCGGGCGCCCUCAUCGUCAAGGAAUGCUUUAUUGAGCCGCCCAAGCGCAUUAUACGCGGCUACAAUGGGAAAACUCAGUCAAUGGACGCAGACUUUCUCUUCAACGAGUUUCUGCUGCUUCCGGCAAUGGCCUCAACGCUUCCGCACACCUCCGAUGGCACCAACAGUGGCAGCAAUACGCCAUCCACACGCUUCCUUACGGCCAAGCUAUCCCUGGAUGAGCCAGAGUCGCCGGCCUAUGCGGCUGCUGCUGCCGCGGCUGCGGCUUCGUCUGGGCCUGGAUCGGGAUCUGUGCCAGCCAGUCAGCAGCAACGAAAGUAGAGUUGCUGGAAUAUUCUUCUCCAUAGAUAUAAUCUAUUAAACCAAUAUAUUAACUAACUAAAGUUCUAUUGUAAAUUGUUGUUGUCUGUUGGCCCUUAAAAUGGUAAAAUAAAAAACUCAAAGGUCUAUUUUUCUGUCCAAA